GUCAGUAGGGUGAAGAAAUUAACCAAUAGUAUUGCGAGUCGUGGAGUAACAGCUCCGGGGGAUGCAACCCGCUAUAGUUUGUCACCUACGGAUCAGCUGUGCCAGUGUCGUCUGAUAGAGAGCCAGGAGGCUGUUGUUAGUGCAUCUCAAGGGAGGCAAGAGCUAACCACCAAUAUGGCCACAGCACAGUCAGUCUUAAUGUUAGCAGUAUGCAUUCUCAUGAUAACUGAGUUCAUACUGGCCCAGAGGGACUACUAUGACAUCCUAGGUGUGCCAAAAGAUGCCGCCGAGCGCCAGAUCAAGAAGGCCUUCCAUAAGCUAGCCAUGAAGUACCAUCCUGACCGAAACAAGAGUCCUGGCGCAGAGGCAAAGUUCAGGGAAAUAGCUGAGGCGUACGAGACAUUAUCAGACGAUAAGAGGAGACUGGAGUAUGACCAGUUUGGACAUGGCCCCUCCCCUGGUGAGCCAGGCACAGGAGGUGGGAGGAGUGGACAGCAUUUCCACCAGAACUUUAACUUCAACUUUGAUGACCUGUUCAGAGACUCUGACCUGUUCGGUCAUAACCAGCACUCCCAUCAUGCCCAGCACAAGAGGGCCUUCAACAGCCACUUCCAGGCCCACCAGGAGGCCCAGAACAGGCACAAGAGACACUUCCAGGGUUCCUUUGGUGGAGAACACUUUGAUGACGUGUUUGAGGACAUGGAGAAGAUGUUCUCGUUUAACGGACACACGGGCGGGGCGGACAGCCGGUUCCAGGCCUCAGCAAAACAACACUGCAGGACAGUGACACAGCGCAGAGGGAACAUGGUCACCACAUACACAGACUGUUCUUGAUUUAUUAUCACCAGAAACAUAUUCCACUACUCACUGGGUAUGAGUUUAGCUAUCGCGGGUAUUUUGGAAUUACUGUUAAUUUAACACUUUGUGGAACAUGAUUUUGGGUGGUUUUGGAAAGAAAGAGAAAAAGUGUGCUAUAAAUGUGUUGAUGCCUAUGGGCCAUAAAACAAACUGUUCUCAAGCAAUACCUUUCACUCAUUUUGGAUAUACAUAAGCCCAGUUUAAUUAUUAGGUUCUUCCUUCUGGAUAGCAUUGCAUGUUACGAUGCCUCCAUUUGGAUUUCAAUUGACUUAGUUUACAUCGUGCUAAGCACCGGCUCUCCCAUUUCUCAGGUUCUCUAUUGGCUUCCAUCUUUGUUUGAGAGUAGCAAUUGUGUUGAGUUGAAGAAGAAAAAAUAAGCAUUUUAUUUCCUGUCCUUUCUAUUUUCCUCCUGGAGCAUUAAAAUGUUAAACUGCUAAAUGACUUAAAUGUAAAAUUGCUAUGCAAAACCAAAGCAAUUCUCUCUUUCAGAAAGAGUUCUUCCAAUAUCAUGACAAAUUCAGUGUUAUAGCACGUUUAUAUUGCUUAUGCCUUGUAUUUUUAGAGCUGUUUCAUUUGAUUGUGGACUUAUUACUUCAUUCUCCCCAGUGUGUUAAGUUGCUGUCACUUACUUCAAGGCCCAUCUUAAACCUUUCCCGGUUAGGAAUAGAGCACAUGAGUUGAAUCUCAUCGUGAAGUUGAAGAGAACCUAGCUAUAUACAUGUAUUUAACAUGGUUAUACACCAUUAUCAACUGUUACCUCUUGUUUUUGUUUCUGCAAAGUGUGCCUCUUCUGCCAUUUUAUUAUGUGCAAUAUUUGCAGUCUUUGUUCUCUGUUCUGUUGUCUCUUACCUCGACUUUGCUGCCUGAUUGUCAUUUUGUGUGAAACCAAUGUUCAGUUAUUGACUGCUGUCUGCACUUUGUUAAUCCUAAGUAUGAUCUAUUUUUAAAUAUUGUAAGGAUGAGGAUUAGUACUUGUUUAGAAAUAAAAAUGUAUUUACUCUAAGGUC
Molecule: messenger RNA, 1865 nt
Organism: Oncorhynchus keta (chum salmon)
Lineage: Eukaryota; Metazoa; Chordata; Actinopteri; Salmoniformes; Salmonidae
Product: dnaJ homolog subfamily B member 9-like
Exons: 3
Coding region: 175-834 (219 amino acids)
Cellular component (GO): endoplasmic reticulum
Molecular function (GO): protein-folding chaperone binding; misfolded protein binding
Source: RefSeq, a predicted model, not a curated record